Molecule: messenger RNA, 4680 nt
Organism: Bubalus bubalis (water buffalo)
Lineage: Eukaryota; Metazoa; Chordata; Mammalia; Artiodactyla; Bovidae
Product: protein-serine O-palmitoleoyltransferase porcupine
Exons: 1
Coding region: 242-1594 (450 amino acids)
Biological process (GO): Wnt protein secretion; lipid modification; canonical Wnt signaling pathway
Cellular component (GO): endoplasmic reticulum; membrane
Molecular function (GO): palmitoleoyltransferase activity; Wnt-protein binding
Source: RefSeq, a predicted model, not a curated record
UGACUUCAGGCUUUACUGACUGUGGUCCCUUUAUUUAUCCCUAAUCUUGCCUUUGUCUGGAGAUCUAUGUUACCCAGUCCUUAAGAGUAAGUAUACAGUGCUGCCCUGGGAGCGUCAGUGGUCGCAGCCUUGCAGCUGGUGGGGAAGGUGUCCCAGUGGUGGCAGUGGUGUGUCCCUGGCCCUCUGGACUGCAGCUUCUUUACUGCCAAGUUAUCUGUUCAUCCAUCCGUGGCAGUCCACAAUGGCCACUUUCAGCCGCCAGGAAUUUUUCCAGCAGCUCCUGCAGGACUGUCUCCUGCCUACUGCCCAGCAGGGCCUUGACCAGAUCUGGCUGCUCCUUGCCAUCUGUCUCGCCUGCCGCCUCCUCUGGAGGCUUGGAUUGCCAUCCUACCUGAAGCACGCAAGUACUGUGGCGGGUGGGUUCUUCAGCCUCUACAACUUCUUCGAGUUGCACAUGGUCUGGGUCAUGCUGCUCAGCCUUCUGUGCUACCUUGUGCUGUUCCUCUGCCGACGUUCCUCCCAUCGCGGCAUCUUCGUCUCCGUCACCAUCCUCACCUACCUGCUCAUGGGUGAGAUGUACAUGGUGGACACUGUGGCAUGGCACAGGAUGCGAGGGGCCCAGAUGAUUGUGGCCAUGAAGGCAGUGUCUCUGGGCUUUGACUUGGAUCGGGGUGAGGUGAGCAUGGUGCCCUCACCCAUGGAGUUCAUGGGCUACCUCUGCUUUGUGGGCACUGUCAUCUUUGGGCCCUGGAUAUCCUUCCAGAGGUACUUAGAGGCCGUCCAAGGCCGCCCACUGAGCUGCCGGUGGCUGCAGAAGGUGGCCCAGAGCCUGUUGCUGGCCCUUCUGUGCCUGGUGCUGUCCACCUGUGUGGGCCCCUAUCUCUUCCCCUACUUCAUCCCCCUCGAUGGUGACCACCUCCUUCGCAAGUGUCUGCGAGCCUAUGAGAGUGCUGUCUCCUUCCGCUUCAGCAACUAUUUUGUGGGCUUUCUAUCUGAGGCCACAGCCACGUUGGCAGGGACCGGCUUCACCAAGGAGAAGGAUCACCUGGAAUGGGACCUGAUGGUCUCUAAGCCACUGAACGUGGAGCUGCCCCGGUCCAUGGUGGAAGUUGUCACAAGCUGGAACCUGCCCAUGUCUUGCUGGCUAAAUAACUAUGUUUUCAAGAAUGCUCUCCACUUGGGGACCUUCUCAGCCGUGCUGGUCACCUAUACAGCCAGCGCCCUCCUGCACGGCUUUAGCUUCCAUCUGGCUGCAGUGCUGCUGUCCCUGGCGUUUAUCACUUACGUGGAGCACAUCCUCCGAAAGCGCCUGGCUCGGAUCCUCAGUGCCUGCAUCUUGUCGAGAAGGUGUCCACCAGACUGUUCACACCAGUAUCGUUUGGGCUUGGGGGUGCGAGCCUUAAAUCUGCUCUUUGGGGCCCUGGCCAUCUUCCACCUGGCCUACCUGGGUUCCCUGUUUGAUGUUGAUGUGGACGACACCACAGAGGAGCAGGGCUACGGCAUGGCAUACACCGUCCACAAAUGGUCAGAGCUAAGCUGGGCCAGUCACUGGGUUACUUUUGGAUGCUGGAUCUUCUACUGUCUCAUAGGCUGAGACACAUCUGAGGCGGCUCCCUUAAGAACCCUCCUCGGUGGUGGGGAUGAGGGAAAGCCUUCUCUCUAAUUUUUGAUCCUUCUCCAUUCUUCACACUGCCCCCCAUACCCCUAGACACACACACACAUGCACAUUCAUACACACACACAUCAUCUCCAUACCUUCCAAUCCCCACUUCCACCACAGGAUGGGAAGGGAGUGGUCCCUCCUGGGGCCUAGGGGUGGGGAGAGCCUGGGAAAGCAGAGAACAGGAGAUCCAGGGCCUUCCUGCCUGCCUUGUCUCUUUGUAUAUACGGUUUGUUAUUAUCAAGUAAAUUUGGAAGUUUUUUUUUUUUAAAGUAUAGAAAGUCUUGUGUUCUCAUAAUAUUGAGGAAUUCUGAAGAGACUGAGACCCAGAAUUUGGUCCCGGUUUGGGGAAAGUUUUCCUUCAGUGGUUUUAAAUUGCAUCGGAUUGCCACUGUGUGCUUAGUGGGGCACUUCAAAGUGUAAUAGAUGGUUCUGUUUAAUAUUUGCUCUGGAUCUUUGGCACAUUUUGGGGGGAGGGAACCCAGUUUAAAAUAAAAUGUAAGAGCAGCAGUUUUGAAACAGCUGAAUGAGGAGCUUGGCAAGUUCUCCUUCCAAAAAAGCAGUUAUUAAACUUAACAAAAUUGUAAACAAACAAGCAAAAACCCAUUUAAGGUCUCUGGAAGUUAACCAAAGGACAUAUAUUGAGAGGCAUUUAUUUGAACAAAGCUAGUGAAUUUCAGUAUAAACAGUGAUGAUGGUCUAGCAUGUUAGGAGAUGCUCCCAUCUCCUCCCUCAGUUCUGGUUCCUCAAGUUCUACUCUGGGCAUGCCAUGAGGACUGGCAGCUCUGUUGUCCUGUCAGAGGGAGCUGACUUUAUUUAGAGCAGCACUUGGAAAAACACAAGCCCAGGGCUGUUACUGAAAACAAUAGCAGUCUUUGUGGCAGACAGUCUUGGAAAGCUAAUGUUGCAGGGAACAAGAAAAUGGCAGACUGGCCAGAAAUUUAUCAGGGAAAUCUAGGGAAAGAGAUAGCUAAAGUGAGCCCUACUGUUCAUAUUACACUUAGCUCUUAGGGUCCAAAAGGCUGUGUACCUGUACAAGGCUGCACCUAUUCAGGAGAGGACAGAGAACCCUUGAAAGCUAGUGGCCCCUGACUGAAUGCAGGGUAGACUGAUAAACUCCCUAUACUUUGAAAGUAUCCCUCCAAGCCACACACAGACCCCAUGGCAAAGGAUUUGAAAGCCUUCUGGUUCAAGGUGUUGAAGCAAAACCUCUGACCAGUCAUUGGCUGACCACUAAGUUAUGCUGACCUGGGACAGCCCCCUAGAAAGCAAGGCUUAAAAAGAAGGGGGGAAAAAAAGCAGUGACAUCAGAGUUUGGACACUGAUGGGGAAACAGAUUCCAGAAAAUUAGGCAAGUCACUAACUGGACAAACAGAAAACAGGCAACAUGAAGCUGUAGGCAGGGUCAGAAUUUCUGUUUGCUACUAAUUUAGAGUAUUUAAUCUAAAACACCCAGGUUUGUUUUGUUUUUUUUUCUAAUAAAUUUUUUUUUUAUUUUAUUUUAUUUUUAAACUUUACAUAAUUGUAUUAGUUUUGCCAAAUAUCAAAAUGAAUCCGCCACAGGUAACACCCAGUUUUUAACAGGAAAUUAUAAGACACAAAAAUAAGCACAAAAGUGUGACUGUUAUUCAGGGGAAAAGCAAGCAAUAGAAACUUGGAGGGAGCUCGGUGGCAAAUGAUGGUUCCUAGUAACAAAAAAAGCAGUUUCUUUUUCAGUGUAUUCAAAGAACUAAAGGAAAAAUUCUUCCUUUUGCCAGUGACUCUUCAAAGAGUAUUAAUAAAGACAUUUGGGACUUCCCUAGUCCAGUGGUUAAGACUCUCUGUUGCCAAUGCAGGGGGUGUGGGUUCGAUCCCUGGUUGGGAAACUUAGAUCCCACGUGCUGUGCAGUGCAGCCAAAAGAGAUUUUUUUUUUUUAAGGAAUAAAGAGAUCUAAAUUUGUAAAAGGAAUCAAAUAGAAAUUCUAGAAUUUGAAAAGUACAAUGACUGAAAUGAAAAAUUCACAGACUCAGGAUUUGAGCUGGCAAAAGAAUUAGUGAACUUGAACACAGGUUAACAGAGGUUAUCCAGUCUCAAGAACAGAAAGCAGAAAGAAAAAAACAAUCAGUAUCAGAGACGGUAGGACACCAGCCCACAGAACAGCAUACAUGUUAUGAAAAUCCCAGAUGGAGAGGAGAGAAAGAAAGGAGCAGAAAAUGUGUUUUAAGAAAUAGCUGAAAAUUUAUAAAUUUGAUUAAAAAUAUUCAUCUCCAUGUCCAAGAAGUUUAAUGAACUUUAAGAAGGAUAAGCAGAAAGAAAUCCACACCUAGAUACAUCAUAGCCAAACCUGCAAAAGGGAAGCCUCAUUACAUGCAAGUGAGUCGCAGUAAGAUUAACGGCUGACUUUUGUAAUUAUGGGGGCCAGAACAUGUCAGAGUAUAUGAUUAUUAGAUGGUGUUAAUUUUUCAGUUGUUUAAUAUUAAUCCACUUAAUGAAGUUAAAAUGAUGGCAUAAAUAAAAGGAGCUCUCUUUUUGUUAGUUCUGUUAUCUCUUUCCAUGUUGUUGUCCAUAUAAAGAAAUGUAGGAAUUGUCUCCUUAAGAGAUCAAAAAAAUUAAACCUUCCUAGUAAAAAAACUCAGAUUCAGAGUUAAAAUUCUUAGGAAAGAAUCUCUGCUACUUUGAUUUCCACAGGGAUAAGGAAUACUUAAUUCUUUCAGGAAAGUAGUAAAUGGCAAUUUAGAAGGCUGUUUUUGUAAAAAGUGAUUAAGAGCAGAGUGAAUUUAUAUAAGGGGAAAUUAAGUUGAUGUCUAAAACUGAAAUAUAAAAUGAUAGGUAAAAAUUUUUAAGUUUAACCCAUAGUAUUUUCCAUACUUAGAAUUUCCCAGGUUUUGUUGCCCUGGUCCACAGAUUGGGUUUUAUUGCUAUAAAGUGUCAUCUACUGCGAUAGAAAACUAAUAAUAGGUCUUUCAUAAUAUAAAAAUUUUAAAGCAGGGGAUGCCAACCAUCAGCACUUCUCUGGAGCUUUCACCAUCCCAAAUCUUCU